Molecule: messenger RNA, 2171 nt
Organism: Salvelinus sp. IW2-2015
Lineage: Eukaryota; Metazoa; Chordata; Actinopteri; Salmoniformes; Salmonidae
Source: RefSeq, a predicted model, not a curated record
AUGGAAAAUGAUACUGAUAAGGAUACUGGUAAGGAUACUGGUAAGGAUACUGGUAAGGAUAUUGAUAAGGAUAUUGAUAAGGAUAUUGAUAAGGAUACUGGUAAGGAUAUUGAUAAGGGUAUUGAUAAGGAUAUUGAUAAGGAUAUUGGUAAGGAUAUUGAUAAGGGUAUUGAUAAGGAUACUGGUAAGGAUAUUAAUAAGGAUAUUGAUGAGGAUACUGGUAAGGGUAUUGAUAAGGAUAUUGAUAAGGAUACCGGUAAGGAUAUUGAUAAGGAUAUUGAUGAGGAUAUUGAUAAGGGUAUUGAUAAGGAUAUUGAUGAGGAUACUGGUAAGGAUAUUGAUAAGGAUAUUGAUAAGGAUACUGACAAGGAUAUUGAUAAGGAUAUUGAUAAGGAUAUUGAUAAGGAUACCGAUAAGGAUAUUGGCAAGGAUAUUGGUAAGGAUAUUGGUAAGGAUACCGAUAAGGAUACCGAUAAGGAUACCGAUAAGGAUAUUGGUAAGGAUAGCGAUACGGAUACUGAUAAGGAUACUGAUAAGGAUACUGAUAAGGAUAUCGAUAAGGAUACUGGUAAGGAUAUCGAUACGGAUACUGGUAAGGAUACUGGUAAGGAUACUGAUAAGGAUACUGGUAAGGAUAUUGGUAAAGAUAUUGGUAAAGAUAUUGGUAAAGAUAUUGGUAAGGAUAUUGAUAAGGAUAUUGAUAAGGAUAUUGAUAAGGAUAUUGAUAAGGAUAUUGAUAAGGAUAUUGGUAAGGAUAUUGGUAAGGAUAUUGAUAAGGAUAUUGGUAAGGAUAUCGAUACGGAUAUAGAUAAGGAUACUGUACCAGUCUACCACUGGCAUUCUACACAGUGGACCAAUUCUACCACAGUGACCAUCUACCACCCGCGAGACCAGUUCUAUCACCACAGCGUCCCCAUUAGAGUCCCCAGUAGGACGUCUCAGCGUAGAGGCAGCUGCUGUAGCUCCCACAGUGCAUCACUCUCCUCCGCAGGCCACAGGCCCUCCAAGUCCCCUGGCAGGCCCAACUCCAAGCACAAGACAGAAGGACACAAGGCCUGUGGGAGCCCGUCCCCUUCUCCGUCCCCCGGUCCUGACGGUCCCGUCACAUGGCACAACGGGCACCACCACCGUGACCGCGCCUGCAACGGCAAGGCGGGCAGACUCAACCACAGCCACACGGUCGAGGGAGACAAGGAGCAGGAUAAGCUGAGAAUGCUGACUGCUGCUACUCCGGGAACCCAGUCGACCGUGAUACUGCCACAACUGAGAGGAGGAGAGAACAAGGCCCACACUGCCCUCUACAGGGCCCCAGGAAGUACUGCUGCCCAGGCUGGAGAGGCCCUACAUGGGGAGGACAGGCAGACGAUGGGCCUGGGGUCGUCAGGGAGAUGGGGAGGUCACAGAGGUCACAGAGUCCAGGGGAAGCGCUCCCAUUCGCCGACUCACAGCAGUGACUCUACCCACUCUCAACAUAACCUGCAUCCUCACAGAGAAAAGAGCUCUCACCAGAAAAAGACUAAAGUAUCCCACUCUUCCAAGCGGCACCACCGUGGGGGUCGGGGACAGGCCCAUCACCAGAGGCUGUCUGCAUCUCCAGGGCGGCACCAGCAUGCGUCUGGGUCAGGCACGAAGAAGAGUGAGUCUCGGGGGCGGGGCGGUGUGGGGGUCCGGCAGCGCAGCAGCUCCUGGAGCUCAGGACGGUCCUCAUCAUGCUCUGCCUCCAGAGAGAGAGGCCUCAGCAAGGCCAAGUCCCUCCACGUCCAUGCCAGACAGAACAAUUCCAGUUUUUCCGCUAAGGAGAGAGAUAGUCCUCACCACUCUGACGCUGACCGUGCUCAUCGUCGUUCCAGGAGCUACUCUCCCAUCAGGAAGAGGAGACGAGAUUCUCCCAGCUUCAUGGAGGCUCGCAGGAUCACCAGCGCUCGGAAGCGGCCUAUCCCGUACUACCGCCCCAGCCCUUCCUCCUCCAGUUCCAUGUCAAGCCCCUCCCACUCAGGGAGGAGUCGCAGCCGCAGCCGCUCAAGCAGCCCCAGGAGCCACAGCCGCUCACGCAGCCCCAGGAGCCACAGCCGCUCACGCAGCCCCAGGAGCCACAGCAACUACAGUCGCAGCAGCUAUGAAAGCCCCGGCUUCUGAUGACAGAGAGAGAGAGAGAGAGAGAGAGAGAGAGA